Hibiscus syriacus is the source of this 1905-nucleotide messenger RNA. RefSeq lists its product as uncharacterized. The coding region runs from base 1 to 1905 and encodes 634 amino acids. The transcript has 7 exons. The record is from RefSeq and is a predicted model, not a curated record. Lineage: Eukaryota; Viridiplantae; Streptophyta; Magnoliopsida; Malvales; Malvaceae.
AUGCUGAUAUGGAGGCUCUCAGGAACUGCUUGUCUUCUUUGGAGCUCAAUAACCAUCCUUUUAUGGGGCCUUUAUUCGUCCAAUAGACAAGAGGGGAAUUUCUUAGCCCGCAAGUUAGAUAGAGUCCUCAUUAACCCUCGAUGGUUUGAAGAUUUCCCUAGUUCAUUCGUUGAAUUUAAAGCUCAAGGGGUAUCGGACCAUUGCCCUGCUUUGAUUUCUUUCUUUAAGGAAAAUCAUGUUGAUAGACCCAAACCCUUCAAGUUUUUCAACUGUUGGGCUAGGCAUGUGGAGUUUAUGAAUGUUGUUAAGGAGUCUUGUUGUCAUUUUGAUGACAUUUCCAAAAGAGUAAAGGAUAAGAGGGACCAGCUCGAACAAGUUCAGCUUGCAAAUAUUUCACAUGAUGGCUGCUACAUUGAUGAUAAGAAGACCCUCCAAAAUGAACUUCAUGAACUUGAGGUGGCUGAAGCUUCCUUCUACAAGCAGAAAGCCAAAAUCCAUUGGCUUAAGGAGGGUGACAGAAACACUAAAUUCUUUCAUUCUGCUGUAAUGAGGAAGAGACAGAAAAACACUAUCAGAUUGCUUUAUGCUGAGGAUGGUUCCAGGCUGGAUACUUUUGAAGCCAUGUCUGCUGAGAUGGUUAGGUUCUAUACUGAGUUACUUGGCAUUGAAGACUCGGGUGUCAAAAGUUGUGAUGUGGAUGUUCUUAAGGGGCUCCUGGUGAAGGAGGUCUCAAAUGAGGAAAUCAAAGCCUCUUGUUCAAACAAGGGAAUGAAAAGAGCCCAGGGCCUGAUGGAUAUACUGCUUAUUUCUUCAAGGUGGCCUGAGAUAUUGUCCAAGUGGAUUUUUUGGCUGCCAUCAAAGAAUUUUUUUCAGACUGGUACCUUGUUGCCUGCCUUCAAUGCUACAACCAUUGUCCUUAUGCCUAAGACUCCCAAUGCAGUUCUUGCUGCCCUGGGGCUUCUUGAUGUUUUUAGAGCUUGGAUUAGGGCUUGCAUCACUGGUGCUAGAUUCUCUGUGGCUUUUAAUGGGAGUUUAGUGGGUUUUUUAAGGAAUGAGGGGAAUCAGGCAGGUUUUGCUGAUGAUUUGCUUAUUUUCUGCCAUGGGGAUGAGAGUUCUGUUUUGGGUGUUGUUGGAGUUUUGGGGGUUUUCUAUGAGUUGCAUGGCCUUCAACUGAAUGCUGGUAAAUCCGAAUUGUUUGCUUGUGGGGUGCAUAAUGAUAUUUUGAGCAGGGUGCAAGCAAUUACUGGUUUCAAACUAGGAAGAUUUCCUAUCAGGAACAUUCUAGCAAAUGCAGGGUCACUUUGGGUGGCAUGGAUCAAAGAGUAUGCUCUGAAGGGGUCUGCUUUUUGGGAAGCCAGUCCCAAGCCUCAACUUAGCUGGAUCUUGAGAAAGCUCUUUAAACUUAAAAAUGAAGCUGUAGAUUUAUUUGGUAGUGUGGUGGACUGGAACAUAGUUAAAAGUAAAUGGGUGUGGGAGAAGCUUAGAGACAAGAGGGAGAAGUCUCAUCAAUAUGGGAAUGGACUUUGUGACCUCUGCAAUACUGAAUUAGAAGACAAAGAUCAUCUAUUCAAUGAUUGUGCUUUUGUGAGCGGUAUUUGGAGAAAGAUCCUACAGACCUGUAGAAUUCCCUACAGGAAUUUGUGUUGGAGUGACUUUCUGGAUUGGGCAACAGUCAAUUUCAGGGGUAAAUCCUUGCUAGUUAGUAUUUUGAAACUAGCUUGGAUUAGCCUGGUAUACUUUGUAUGGGAAGAACGAAAUUUCAGGCGCUUUAGAGGCUAUUCUCGGUCUGUUGAUAAUAUUUUUGACAGUAUUAGAAGAUCUGUUGGUGAUAGGAUAAAUGGUUGCAAUAUUAACAAGGCUGACAAUGUUAAUCUACAGUUUUGCCUAGAAUGGAACAUUGGCUAG